UAAAGAUUAUAUUAUAAGAGUUGAUAGCUGCCCUGGAAAGACGGAAAGUGCUCGCCCCUCAGAGACGUCCCUUCCAUGCUGACUCGCAGGGCUGAGACAGAGUUCUGGGUUUGCAUUCUCCUGUGCUGGCCACCAUGAGAACCAGUCGACUCUGUGGUUCCCGACCCGCCCCUGUGUGAUGCCAGACCCGCAUAGUGGUACCUUACGCUAGCAGUGACGCUUAAGAUAUUGGUAUGCUUUACAAGUGGACAGUGGCUCGUGAGGCCUCUGUUGUGCUGUGACUGUUGUGUGUUACCCGCGUUGUGUUGUGGGAUGCGAUACCCCUGUUGUGCUGUGACUGCUGUGCUCUGUUGUGCUGUGACUUUAUUGUCUGUGCCCUAGAAAGUUUAUCGGCCUGCAAGCCAAUUGUUCUGUGCUGUCCUGUGCUGAUGCUCUCAGGUGAAUAAAGAGAGGUGCCAUGUGAACGAGCAUUUUGUUACCCUCCCUUCUCAGUAGCCUAGUGAGUCAAACCCUACGUGCCUGCCUCGCUUAUUGCUGGACAACGGACCCUAUGGAUUCCUGUUAGCCGCCCCUUGGCUGUGAUGCAGAAGAGUGAGUCGCCGAAUUUGAGUGUGACCCCCCCCUCAACCUGAUCAGCCACAGACUCGGCAGGCAGCAGUGGUAUGCAGAGUACCAGAGCAGGCUCCUCUACAAUCUCCAGCAGAAGAGAUGGUUCUGUCCUCCUGUCCAAACAGAAGAACAUCCAUACCUGCCCAUGCUGCACUACAGAUGAAUUGGUGCUGGUAAACUCUGGAACUCUCAGGAAUGGUGUGCUCACUGCCCUGCAAGACAAACAGGUGCUGGUAAUCUCAGGUGACACUGGAUUUUGGAAGAGUACACAGGUGCCUCAGAUGAUUCUGGACCAGUGGGUGGAGGAAGGCCAAGGGGGCAGACUGCAACAUUCUUGACAUGCAGCCCAAUAGGAUUUUGUCUAUCUCCUUAGCCAAGCAUGUAGCUAGGGAGCAAAACGAAACAGUAAGGCUCAAAGUGACUGAUGUUUGAGGUUGCUAUAAGUUAUGGUUAGAAGGAAUGUAAUAGAUUUGUAUGAUUUUAAGGGAGAAGUGUAGAUAUUUGUGAUGUGGAUUUGAUUUGUAGUUUUUGUGUGUGAUAUUAUUAGAGAGGAAGAUUAGAUAGUUUUGUUUUAUUAUGAGGUACAAGGGUAAAAAUUGAUCUGA
Molecule: messenger RNA, 1214 nt
Organism: Scylla paramamosain (green mud crab)
Lineage: Eukaryota; Metazoa; Arthropoda; Malacostraca; Decapoda; Portunidae
Exons: 4
Coding region: 663-947 (94 amino acids)
Source: RefSeq, a predicted model, not a curated record